AUGUGGACGAAGGAUUCAAAGUGGGAUGGCGUCAAGGCGAAUUUGGAUCCAGAGCAGCUGUCGAAGCUCCAGGACCGCAACAAGCUCUUGGACAUUUUAGAGAACCAAGGUCAGCAGAUUGUAGUGGUGGGAGACACUUCGUCAGGUAAGUCGACCACAAUCAACUUUUUGCUGGGCUACCCUUUUAACUUCGUCGCUCAGGGCAUUGGCACUCGCCGGCCAUGCGUCAUGACGCUGACCCCAGACCCUGAGCGGGAGAAGGUGCUAUUCCGAACGAAGUUUCAGAAGAACGACUUUACUAGAGAGGAGGAUUUCACGUCCUUAGCAGAUGUGGCGAACUUGGUUCGAAAUGUGAAUGACCCGCGAGCUCAUCCAGAAUGGUUUGACUGCUUGAACCCUGACCGCGAUCUGUUUCGUGGUCAGAUGCCCCCCAUGAUCAGACCCGAUGAUGCCUUUGACGAGACACCCGUGUAUGUCCAGCUUUUUCACAAGGACAUAGAUUGUCCCAUGCGUUUGGUGGAUGUACCCGGUCUCAGUCGUGGCAAUCGCCUCACAACCAAGAUUGCUCUUUCAUUCAUCAAGCCAGACAACGCUGUCAUCCUGGUCAUCGGAAAGGACCAUCCGAACAACGGCGGUUUCCCUCAUCUGGCUGCUGCCAUGAGGGAGUGCUCCCGCACGAUCGUGGUGCAGAACUUCGCCAAUACUAAGAUCCAAGACAAUCAGGUCACAGAAAACUUCAAUGUCAUCUACGAGAAGAUGAGUGGGCGAACGGACUUGGUCUUGUACUGCAUAGACUACGGUUUGCCGUACGAGCCUGGAUUGCCCCUCUGGCAAGAAGGGUACGACCAGCAGGACUGGCACAAGAUCAACAAAGAGCAGGGUUUGCAGGCGGUUCGAAGAGCCAUGGUGCAGCACACGGAAAUGAGAGCCAAGCAGCUGCAAGAGCGGUUCAAGGACAGCAAGGUGUUCUCCAAUGUCAUUGUACCGGGCAUCGAUUUGGUUCGUAAGAAGCUCAACGAGUUCCAGUUCCACGACAUCGACGGGCACAUUGGAAGACUGCAAGAAGAGCUGAAACGUCAAAUCGCAAAGCGCCAGUCGGAGCUGGAGCGGGCUCAGGCUCGUGUCAAGCAGCUACAGUUCCCACCAGAGUGGGACAACAUGCUGGCAUCUUUCGCAGCAACAGUGAGAAAGUAUCUGGACGCAACGCAUAAUGCCACAGAGAUGUACGACCCAGCGACUGGCACCAUCAAAGAGGAUGAUUCCCUGCUUUGGACAUCGGAGGAUGAAGCAAGGAGAGUCGCGAAAGGUGCUUUAGACAGUAACGACAAGCACUCUGAUGAUGACGGACUCGCCUGGUUCACUGGAGACGUCGACAGGAAGGUGGUGUCUCUGCUGACGGAAUACUGCGGCUUCGAGUCCGAGCUACGCCUCGCCUGCAUCCGAUCUUGGCAGCGGCUCGUGGACGAGUUUACAGGAAUGCUGGCUUUCGCGCCGAUGCCAUGCGUUCCGGCAAGCCUGCAUGACAUGGCCAAGAUGCGCGUCGGCACCGGCCAGUCUGGUCAACUCAACUUCACGGAGGAGACCGUUAAGGUCGUGGUCAGCCUUGGUGAGGAUUCGAAGCAUCGAGGUCUUGUUCGCCCUCUCCUGGAACAGUUAGAACGACGGAUGCGUCUUCUGGUCGAGCGUGACUUCCGCAGUGCUGUCGCUUGCUUGGAAGCACGCAGCGGUGAUGAGUUGGACAGGUUCUUCGACUUGGUAGGUCAGGAGGAGUUCGAUGAGGUUGCAUCUGACCCAGGAGAGACAGAGCAGCCUGGAAGAUCUCCGCUUCCAUCCAUGACUCCACGCGAGAAGUCAGACAACCGAUCAAGCAAGCGGGAAGCUCGCAAAGGGGAGAUGACCAAGCUGAUCUUGGCUGGCGUUCUGAAAGCGUUGCUUAACCAUGCCGAUGAAGUCGUGUCUUCGGUUCUGCAAGGGAGCAUUGAGUUUGACGUUCAGAAUGAGCCCGUGAUUGAUCCCGUGACUCAGCGUCCACGAGUACGCGAGCGGUCCGGCAUCAUGGUCCGCGUUGACGAGAACACGACCUCUCCAGGGCCUUUGCACUGGAUGCUGCCGUUCAAGUUCAACAACAGCGGGCAAGUGAGCUUGCGAAAGCUGCUGUUCAACGAGCGGAAACUCCUGAAGGGCAGCAAUCAAGGUCUCGGCUGGCAUGCCAAAGUCAAGAGGCAGCAGCAAGGCUUUCUGAGAUCCAUCGGUGCCGGGCUUUCCACGUGCUGCGAAAAGCAAGAAGACGACGAUGCUGGCCGUCCAGAGGUCGGCUGGAGCCGAAAGUUGAUCGAUGAGAUCGGCCUUCACUUCGAGGAUGGCACGCCCACGAUCAACUGCAGCAACGCCGUGAACCUGCGAAUCUUCCGCUUGUGCACCGAGGACUACGAGGUUCCGAUGAGUCCCAAUGCUCCACCUCACCUCUACGAUGUCGAGGUGCUCAAGCUCUUGAAGGCACUGCAAUUUGAGAUGGCAGCUGCAUGGGCGUCGAUGUGGAGAGGAAUGCUGCAGGAGCUCACAGACAAAGACAAAGUCCGAGAGUUCGUUGCUGAAAGGAUGGUGAAUGAGCCAGUGGUAGACUAUGCGAUCAAGCUGGACUGGGCCGCCGAAAGGCAGCAGUCCGGAAGGAUCGAGCGAGAUGCCAGUUUGGAAGCUGUGGAUGCAGUGUGUGGGUGGCUCAGCGGCUCCCGUGCCUUGCCCAACGACAUGCUGACCACCGAGGAAGAGAUCAAGAAAGCAGGUGAGGAGGCGAGAUGGCCAGAUCAUCAAGGUUAUGUUGAAGUGCUGUCCCAGGUGGAUGCCAAGCAGGUUAAGACGGCGUUUAUGGCAAACAAGAACACAAAGCUUGCAGGGCAGCCGUCCUGGCUACGCCUUUGCGACGAAUUCGUGUUUGUCAUUCUCCAGCUGAACAUGAAGAGAGUUUCGAACGAAGAGCUCAGCAUGGCAAAAGCAUCAGCAGGCAUGAUGUCCGCAGCUGGCCAGCAAGAGAUGAUUGCCAAGCUCGCACUCCAUCGUAUGUCCCAGCUUAACAUGCACAGCCAGAAGGUGUUUAUGAAGCGCUUCAACUACCUUUGGGGGCGAGAUGUCUCCACGGCACUCACUGCAAUGGAAGGUGUGGCACAGAGCCUGCGGAACGUCACAAAGAUGGGCAUGAACGGUGCGGAUUGGCUGGAGGACCAGCUCCAUAUGUACAAGGACAAGGUGAUCUCGGGCACACUGCGGGCAUUGCAGGAGAAGUUCGAUGGCUUGUUUCCGGUGGAUUUUGCAAUCCUGAAUGGAAGGUUUCCUUUGAACGCGAAGAAGCUGCGUCGGCAGCACUUCGAGCUUCAAGACGACGGAAGAAGCGUCAGACAGCGCGAUGCCUUCCAGGAGAUCAGGGACAUGUGGCAGUCGGCACGAUACAAGCAGAUGCAAAAUGUGGUGAUCUCCCCUGCAGACGGGAAGUCUCCGGGAACCAUACAGCUCAGCGUGGACGGAACUAUUUCCGCUUACGAGAACCUUCAGGAACAGCGCGAGCGGGUUGAGCAGAUCUUCAACCUGCCAUGUCUCCAUCCUCCUGCAGAGAACUACGCAGGUGGUGCCUUCCAGGAGCUGUGCCUCAAGUUCUUCAAGGGCAUCCAUGUAGACGCCAUCCAUUUCUGCCGGCCCCGGCUGAAGGCAAUGAUGGCGAGGCUCUAUCAGGAAGAGCAUCUGAGACGUGCUUUGCAAGAGAGCCCUGCCUUGGACUACUUGAAGGACUUCGGUGGCCACAUACUGGAGAAGCAGAAGUUAAGCAUGUUCACGCGCAGGUGUAAGCUGUCAGCGAUGCAGCAGACUCUGAGGGAGACGGAUCGCGACGUUGUUUCGCGCCAUCACCGCGAUGAUUUCACAGCCACGGUGACCUUCCACGAUUCGCACACAGCCACACUCAAGCCCACACAGUUAUCCAGAGGGAGAGCCUUCCCUUGGAAAUGCUGUAUCAUGGAGCUAGACCGGAAGGAUUGGCCUUUGUUCCCGCAGUCAGGCUAUGAUACUCAGGGGGCCAAGCCGAAGCCAGCUAAGGAUGAGCCGCUCAUGCUUCGACGGAAGCGAAAGUACGAGAGCGAAGGCAUGCGACGAACCGUUCGUGCAGUCCUCCUUGUGCAUGUCAACUGUCACCCGCAUAUCCUCGCCUUGCAGAGCGAAGCUGGCUAUGCUCUUCCCGGUGGCACAUUGCGGCCUGGGGAGUCAGAGAAAGAUGGGCUAAAUCGAAAAAUGCGACGAUUCAUCUUCAAUGCGGAUCCAAACAUGGUCUGCGAGUGGAAGAUUGGUGACUUGCUUUCUGUUUGGUGGUGCCCAAGUUUCGAUGGCACCACUUAUCCUUACCUGCCUCCGCAUGUUACAAGACCGAAAGAGUGCGUCAAGGUCUAUCAGGUGAGCCUACCGCAGAGAUGUGUUUUCGCUGUGCCCUCCAAGGACAAGCUUGUGGCAAUCCCGUUCUUCGACCUACACGAGGACCCUGCGGCCUAUCCCGAGCUUCGCGACAUCCCUCAACUUGCUUCCUCGGCGAAUUUUGGUGAGUCGCUAUGCAUUAUCGCUCUACGAGCAGAGUUGAGCAGAGUGAUGCACAUUGUGCGGAGAGGGGUUCAAAGAAACCAGAAGGAGCAGUUACGACAUGCUGGAAGCUACACAUGGAGCUGCGCUGGCUCCAUUGCCCCAGCGAUUUGUUUGGCCCGUUGCGUGCGCCGCAACCGGCUGGAACGGAAUAUCUGUGUGGGGCCAGGAUGUCGAAGCCUGCGAGGAGCCCUGGCAGCUGCAAGGCGUUCGCUGUCAUCGGUGCGGCUGGGACAAAGCUCUCCGACAUCUGCGGCCGAGGCCGAGGACCUGCCGCCUAUGAGCACAGAUGGAGGUGGAGAAGAAGAGUUCCAGGAAUACUGGGAAUGGUUUCAAAAGCCUAGGGCUUGGCCAGAUGGUUGGAUCGAAAGGCGCACGCAUCCUCAAGUUGGAGUUCUACCCUACUGGUACAACACCGAAACACAGCAGACUUGCUUCGAGCCACCAUCAACGAGUCAGAGCUCCAAAGAGCUGCAUCAAGCAGCGGAGCCCCUGGAGAUGGAAGGUCCGGCAGCAGAUCUCUCGAUCAAAGAGCUUCGCCAGAAGCUGCAGGAUCCUGAUGAGCUUCGGCGCUUGCAGCUUACCGAUGACAUCCUGGCUCGGCGGGCAGUUUGGGAAUAUGAGAUGUUCAUUCCUCGAGUGCUUUCGUGGCAUGACUACCAGUAUAACACAUUCUGGUUUUUCAUCGAGGAUCGUGAGAAAGGUAAGGGGAAAGGAAAGGGUGGAGGACGCGGGUCCGGCAAGGGGUAUUUCGCCGCCGAAACAGAGAAGAACAAGAAGAUGUUCGCUCAUCAAGGCUUCUUUGAGGCUGUUGCCAAAGUUGCGAGCCAGCGGCUUGAACGGAUCCAUCCAAUCAAUCUUGUGUACCUUUUAUGGACGUUUACUCGAGCAGGGGUGCGUGCACAGACAUUCUUCGACCAGGCCGCAGACCACUUCUGCAACGGCUUGCUUCCGUCCCUGGAUCGUUGCGGUUUGGGAACCCUUGUGUGGUGUUAUGCAAGACAAAGAUUUCGGCAUCACCGUUUGUUCGAUGAAGCUGCCAAAGAGCUGCAGCGAACCGUGCGCGUUCGGUCCCUGGCGCCCCGGAACUUCCAAAACACCAUGAUUGCCUACCGCUGGUAUGGGAUGGGCCGUGGCACAACACGAUCACUCAUCGACAAACUUGCAGCCUGGCUGCCACGGCUCCUGGACGAUCAUGACGAGCGAAGACCGAAGUUGAGGCCCGACGUCAUGUUCUCUUAUACUUGCAAAGAUGGCUCCGUAGUCCCAGCCGAUUCUUUUCGGAUCAGUGGUCUGAGCGUCAUUGCACGUGGCUUCGUGCACCUCGAUGCCAGCACCGAGCCUGUUGAGGCAUGCCUUGCCUCCAUGACGGACUACGUGCUGCGCAGUGCACGAAGUUCCCCAGCGUGGAUGCGGACUGACGGCGAUGUGGCAGUCUUCACGACGGUCGUGGCCGAGGCCGUUGUCAAAGGAUGGCCCGUGGCACCAGACUUGCUGGCAGACCUCGAG
Symbiodinium sp. CCMP2456 is the source of this 6123-nucleotide messenger RNA. Lineage: Eukaryota; Dinophyceae; Suessiales; Symbiodiniaceae. The record is from the annotation of a GenBank genome assembly.